GCCACUUGGUAUAUUCAGUACCACCCCAGCAACGGCCGGGACCACUGUAGCACACUCAGUGUAGUGUCACAGUAGUCGUCUGGGGCAUUCCACACUAGGUAUAUCUUUCUUAUCACACUGCUAUCGCCUUGGGAACUACUUGAAGAGUCGACUGAGAUCAUCACAAGUCAGUCAUCUUGGCCUGCAGGUAGUCAGCACUUGAAGGCUCUUCCAUUUGCUCGCAUCACCUACACAAGCCUACCACUACCAAGCUCCACCUCAACUACAAAGAUGCAACUGUUAUGUGCCGUAUGGUGCAUGGCUCUGAUGUCUCUCGUGGUUGUGGCAGGGCCAGAUAGUGACAACCUCCCUGACAGAGUAAAGGAACCACAAAACAGGCACAACACCAACUCACUCGAUGAUGUCCCGUCCCGAUUCUUCAAUCCUAGAUAUGAAAAAGGUCAACCAAGCAGGCAGCAUAUGAUGAACCUCCUAGGGAAUUAUUUUGGAAAUUCCCUCAGUUACCUUUUCUCUAGCAAGCAGUAUGGAAGUCAGUAUGUGCAGCGUCCUGGUAUGGCCAAGUUUCUGUUGGAGGCAAGUGAUAAGCAGUGGGAAGAAGGACUUGAUGUCCUGAAGAAGCUGCUCCAACGUGGUUUUACAUUUGACAGUAACUUGCUUAAUAGUAUUACUUUCUCAGGAAAGGGUGACUUGACUUUGAAUGAAACUGACAUUGGUACAGCAUAUGUCGACACUCUAAAGACAGUUCUGAAGAAUUCCUCAACACAGUUCAAGAACAUGAACCAUUUUCACAAAAAUCAACCAGAUGCUGAGAUUAGCCAUUACUUCGAUGACAAACUAGAGGAAGAAGCAAAGCACAUUCGUGAGGUGGCUGGCCAUGUUGUUACCCUGGACAAGAUGAAAUCUCUUGGUGUGGCUCUCGACAUAUUUGAUUCUAAUCUUUGACUUUUUUUCUUUCUUUUGUUUCCUUUUUUUACUUUUUUUUUUGGUCCUGGUGUUACAUUUUGUAACUCAUAGAGAGGUCUCUCAGUUAGAUAUUCUACAUGGAAAAAUUAUUUCUGAAAACAGUGUGUAGAAAGGAAACUUAUUUAGAGAAAAAAAAAUUAAAUUAAAAAAAUUCAGAUGAUUUUAUGCAGAAAAAUCUAAAUUGGAGUUUUCCAAAUUCGAUUUCGUAUUCUUAACUCUAGGAAAGACCCUUUUGGGCUUAGCGUUUAAUUUUAUUGUAUUAUUUACUCUUCGUAAAAUUUGACUGUCAUUCAGAAAUACUUCCAGAACUGAAAUUCUAAAUUUUUCUUCUUAUUUAGGAAAUUCAAAAGGUCAAACAAUUUGCAUAACUUGGUACAGCUAGCAUGCCAUGAAACUGUGGAUUGCAUUCCAUUCUUUUCAUAUAAAAGUGUAUGAGUUAUGUCUAUAUUCAGCACCUGGGGAACUGGAGGCAAUCAGGUUUCAUCCUAGAAAGGGAAGUUUACCUCCAACUCCUUGAAUCUAGAGACUUUCAUAUUACUAGGUAGACAAGGACACAUGAACAACUAAUGUGACAUUUUACUGCGGCUGUUUUGCUCUCCAGGAGCUGUGUUUAGUGUAUUGACUUGAUAAAGCUCCUGGAAAAUUAAUCACUGCCUUAACAUCUCUGACAGUGUACAUAACCAUUCACCAGCAUUGAAACACUCGAAGAACGGAAAGAAAUACAUAGAAUGGCAGAUAAGAGCCAGAUUAUUACCUUCAUAUCACUCUAGGCAAGUUCCUCGAUGCUAAUGAGGGGCUCUUGAUCCAAGGCAUUAGAUCUACCCUUACCUUAGUGCCUCCCAUUUUUUCUAGGUGCUCUAUGACCCACACGAUUUAACAUCCCCCUUGAAUAAAAAUAAUUACAUAUGCACAAAACCUACAGAUUAAGUACUUGUGUAUUUCCCAAAAGGGUCCCUUGAGACAGAUUAGGUUCAGGUAUUGAUAGUAAUCAGAAUGUGACUUCAUUAUAUUUCUAAAACUGUACUGUUUUUCUUUAGUUCAUGUGUAAACAACUGACCCCAUUGAUUUGGACAGGGAGGGAUCAUAGUUUCUCUGGAAUGACAGGAAGAGUAGCUUCUAGUCCUUGAAUCAGAAGUCCACCAACAUCAAGGAACUCUCUUGGAGGAUUUUAGCUGUGUGGAACCUUUCAGAUUUGCAGCGAGAUACAUUUUUUUUUUUAGAAAGAAGUGUCAUGAUAGUGCAAGAAAACUGACACACAGAAUCUGUGGCUUUUAUAAUGUAACAUAACUUUAAAAUCAAUUCACAAAUAACCCACACACAGCAGAGGGGAGCUUCCAAUGAAAUUUUGGCCUGACUUAGUCAUAAGCUCCUCUCCCAUGUGUGGAUUAUUUGUGUAUUGUUCCAGUCAUAGUAUUGUGCCUUUUUGUUCUUUAUAAAUAGUUUUAGUAUAGACCCUAUAUCAAUUUUAGCCUGCACUUUAAAGGAGGGGUUUGGGAUAUUGGCAGUUUGAAGGGAUAUGUUUAUCUCUAUAUGUAUAUGCUUCUAAACUGUUGUAUUCUGAGCACCUCUGCAAAAGGAGUGAUAAUGUGUGAGUGUGGUGAAAGUGUUGAAUGAUGAUGAAAGUAUUUUCUUUUUGGGGAUUUUCUUUCUUUUUUUUUUUGGGUCACCCUGCCUCGGUGGGAGACGACCGACUUGUUGGAAAAAAAAAAAAAAAAAAAAAAAAAAUUAGUAUGACUGACAGGUUAGCAAUUUAUACAAAUACUAUAUAGUAUUAAUUCCAGCAAAUGUAUUGUGCUUACAAUAAUUGAAGAUGUUAAUUA
Molecule: messenger RNA, 2783 nt
Organism: Cherax quadricarinatus
Lineage: Eukaryota; Metazoa; Arthropoda; Malacostraca; Decapoda; Parastacidae
Product: ferritin light chain
Source: RefSeq, a predicted model, not a curated record